Messenger RNA from Dendronephthya gigantea, 582 nucleotides. RefSeq names its product cytochrome c oxidase subunit NDUFA4-like. The transcript is spliced from 5 exons. The record is from RefSeq and is a predicted model, not a curated record. Lineage: Eukaryota; Metazoa; Cnidaria; Anthozoa; Malacalcyonacea; Nephtheidae. The coding region runs from base 112 to 357 and encodes 81 amino acids.
GUGACAACACAUUGUCAUUGCCGGAGAAGUUAGCCAGUAGAGCCAGAGGGUAUAUUGUCUUUGACAGCGCCAGUGGAUAUAUUUACAAGUGAGUUUGGGAGAGAAAAAGAAAUGUCAGCGUUAAGAUUCAUGAUAAAACAUAAAGAGAUUGUCCCAGUAUUAGUGUGUGUUGGAUUUGGUUGCUCGUUUGGAGUGUUCAUGCUAACAAGAGCCGCUAUAAAAUACCCAGAUGUCGUGUUUGACAAGAAAAAUAAUCCAACACCAUGGUUAAAUGUGAAACCGAAUGAGCAAGUAAAGCUUUAUUCUCCAACAAUGGAUUUUUCCAAGUUAAAAUCUGACAGACCAGAUAUCGACUGAAUUUUGAGGCUUGCGAAGCUUGGCUGAAGCUAAGUAAAUAGCUAAAUCCUGGAACGAGGUUGUAUUGCCCCAAUGGGGCGAAACUCGGGAUAAGCGCAUGGGAUAAACCACGCAGGCAAACUCUGCGGUAACAUCGUAGGACGAUAUACCCGGCCGCGCGAACAUACUUGUAUUUACUUGUAAACUUUUUUGAGUUAGCGAGAUAUAUUUAAUGUAUACAUAGUU